This is a messenger RNA of Scylla paramamosain (green mud crab), 3636 nucleotides long. RefSeq names its product glycerol-3-phosphate acyltransferase 3-like. NCBI's taxonomy places the organism in Eukaryota, Metazoa, Arthropoda, Malacostraca, Decapoda, Portunidae. The record is from RefSeq and is a predicted model, not a curated record. Gene Ontology annotation, biological process: triglyceride biosynthetic process. Gene Ontology annotation, molecular function: glycerol-3-phosphate O-acyltransferase activity. Gene Ontology annotation, cellular component: endoplasmic reticulum. Bases 318 to 1727 code for a protein of 469 amino acids. The transcript is spliced from 9 exons.
AAAAACAAGACCCACUCACGCAACAGCCUAUCCCUGGUAGCGACAAUAACACAUGCAUAUAAAUCUGUUCCACAUUAUUACUUGAACUGUCUAAACGUCAUGAUAUGACCCCUGGCAUCUAGUGGCCAGACUGCGGCGCUCCAUCGCUCCAUCACUUUCUUGCGUUUAUCUUGCGCUAUCUCUUACUCGUAUCUUGGUAGUCUCAAGAUGUAAACAUGCGUUCCUACUCAUGCAUGUCGCUUCAUACUCACCCAAUACACCUCUGCAUCACACCCCACCUGGCACCACGUCGCACCUGUCCACCUCGCCCCUGAGAUAUGGUGAGGAUGGAGUUAAGUUUACUGAACAUGUUGUGGAGCCCCGGAGAAGAGGCGGCGGCUUUCCUCAAUUCCCUAGAGGUGUGGGAGGCGGUGCGGCCUUUCGUGUUGUGGGGACAAUUGAUGGUGUUCGUGUGCUUCCUGCUGGUGGCCACCAUCGGGCGCCGCCUCAAGCUCCGCAGGAAGUAUGUGGAGCUGCUCGAUGGCGUGUUCAACUUCGCCGCGUUCAAACUGGCAGACGACACCGAUGAAGAGGAAGAGGAGGACGAGGCGGCGACGAGCAGUGACGAGGAGGUGGUAAUUUGUCCAGAGUCCCCGCGGGCGGUGCCGGCGUCACACGAGGGCUCCUUCAGGUUCGAGGAUCCUCUGCCGUACCUGGCGGCGGGCAUGCGGGCCGUGGUCUCAGACUGCGUCACCAAGAGCUUCACCUCGGCUGAGCUGCGCACCUGGAACAUGCUAUCCAGGACCAAGCGGCAGCGGUACCUGCGCAAGAGCCCUUCCCUGACGGUGUUCUGGGCGGUAGGGUUCGUGCUACGCUGGGUGUUCCUCAUGCCGGUGCGGGUGCUGCUGCUGGUGAUCAGCCUCACCACACUCAUAGUGCUGUGCGCUGCCGUGGGCCUCUUGCCAUCAUCGGCCUUCAAGCGGCGCCUUAACAAACGGGUAGUCAUGUGGUGCUUCGAUUUCGUGGCUGGCUCUCUCUCCAUCGUGGCCAGGUUCCACAACCCCGAGAACAGACCUACCCACGGCAUCGCUGUCGCCAACCACACCUCUCCCAUUGACUCCAUGGUGCUGGCGACCGACCAGUGCUUCGACAUGGUGGGCCAGAAGACACGGGGGCUGCUUGGGCUGUUCAUGGGCGCGUUGUCCAGGUCAUCCUACCACAUCUGGUUUGAGCGUAGCGAGAGCAAGGAAAGGUCAAAAGUCAUCCAAGUGAUCCAGGAGCACGCCCAGGAUCCUGAGAAGCCCCCUAUCCUCAUCUUCCCUGAGGGCAUCUGUCUCAAUAACACCGCCGUCGUGCAGUUCAAGAAGGGAGCCUUUGAGGUGGACAGCGAUAUCUACCCCAUUGCCAUUCGCUUUGACUUGCGCUAUGGUGACCCGUACUGGUACCAGAACACCUUCACUGGUUACGUCUUCUCCAUGAUGACCUCCUGGGCCAUCGUGUGUGAUGUGUGGUACCUGCCGCCCACACGCAGGGGUCCUAACGAAUCAGCAGCAGCAUUCGCAAGCAGGGUGAAGUCCCAGAUAGCCCACAGGGGAGGCUUCGUGCAGCUGGCCUGGGACGGCUUCGUGAAAUUCGGCCAACAGAGCGAGGCGUGGCAGAGAAAGCGAGGGGAGUGGCGGCAGCGGCAGCAGGAUGCCUUCGCGAGGCGGCUCAGCUCCAACGAGGCCGAGGAGCGGAAGCGAGAAUAGCAGUGUUGAAGGAGAACUGUUUGUGUGUGUGUGUGUGUGUGUGUGUGUGUGUGUCUAUAUCAGCACAGCCCACGCACUUACAUACAAAAGCAUCCAUCUUACGUAUGAGAGAGAGAGAGAGAGAGAGAGAGAGAGAGAGAGAGAGAGAGAGAGAGAGAGAGAGAGAGAGAAUCAAAUCAUACGAGGGAACUGCUUUUUUCAGUAGUGAAAUGAACCCUCAAUUUUACAUGAAUAAGCAACAGGAAUAGAUUCUGUGCUUAUAUUCUGUUCUUUGUAAAACUAUCUUUAUAUAACUCAUAUAUAGGUAUAUUUCAUACAGGGCUGCCACGUGUAGGCCUGAUGGAUUCUUGCAUCUUCCCUUAUUUUCUUAUCUCAUGUUCCCAUGUAACUCUUUUGUGUAAGAAUGGGGACUGGAGAAGUAAAGAAACGGAGGGAUAUCGGUUACUUUAGUCAACACUUGUGACAGCAACGCGCCAAUUACACCUAGAGAGAGAGAAAGAGAGAGAGAGAGAGAGAGAGAGAGAGAGAGAGAGAGAGAGAUGAUCGCCUCCCCCCUCCCUCCCUCUCUACUCACAAACUGCAGAGGUGAGAAGGAGUUAGAGAACAAAGUAGUGGUGAGAGAGAGAGAGAGAGAGAGAGAGAGAGAGAAAUAAUGAAUGAGACAGGAAAGAAGAGGGAGCUAGGAGGGAGUAGCUAAACUUUAUGGAAUGUUGUGGUCCAAUACAGUACAUCAAUGCUACAUUACCUCCGCGCUCAGUUUUCACAUAGUUAGGAGCUACCGAGUCUGCAGUGAAAUUAAUAUAGUCAGCGGUAAAAAAUAAAUAAAUAAAAUAAACAAUAAUAAUAAUAGUAAUAAAAUAAAAUAAAAUAAUAAUAAUAAUAAUAAUAAUAAAUAAAUAAAUAAACAAUAUGAAUCUCUAGUGAAAUUAAUCUGACAGCUAUCUAAAACAUCGUCGGCAUGGAAACGUGUAGUACAAUAUCGUGUGAUGUCAGGAGUUGCCUUAUAAUAUCGUGUGAUGUCAGGAGUUGCCUUAUAUGCACUCAAGAGCUGCUUCGUGUGGCCCAUCUGGCUUCUUGCAGUCUCAUUAUAAUUCUCUCACGUCCAUCUGUGUUACGUUUCGUGGCCUACUACGCAUUGAGGAAAGUGAUGGUAAAGUUCAAGAUGAGGUAAUAAAAUGACUGACAAACAGAAGGCGCCGCACGUCAUAUAGCGCCUAAGUGCAGGUAAACUAAUACAUAUAUGAAGAGUCAGGUGUGCAUAAAAAUGGGUGUAGUUACUGUGAGAGGCUGCUGCUGUGAGCCUUAAUUACGUUUUGCAGGCGAGACAGCUACUGAUGUCAGACCUGCAGAUCAGCACGUUUCCAGCAGCAAUUAAUUAAUCAUGGGAAAUUAGUUAUUUAUAAAACUGAAGGUGAUAUCAAAAGAAUGAUUUAAGUUGGUUAUUUAGUUGCACUUCUAAAUAUGAUUUGUUUAGAAGUGCUCAUGUUCCUGCGUCCCUUCUGCGUCCAAGCAAAAUAUGUCUUAAUCACUAAACUGUCACUAUAACUUGAUAAUAACUACAGAUAAUAAUAAAGAUAGAGUUGACUAAUAUUCCAGCUAUAUUGACUAGUUUAGUUAUGGAUGUGUUUUGAUACUUCCCCCCUUGACAGCACCUGACAAGAUAGUAAUGUUACCUGAUGGAAACCCCUUUCCUUUCCUCGAUGUGAAUGGAAGGGGAAACCUGUGUCGAUAAAGCGUUAUGAGGAUGUACUGACGCUCCUGCUGUGAUGUGUACAAGGGAUGAUAAGAAUGGUGGUGAUAAUGAUUGUGACGAAGUUAGUGACGUUGGUGAUGAAAUAGUUUUCCUUAUUCUUCUUUGUUACUAUUAUUCUUUGUCGCGGAUCAUGUAAAAUAAAUAACAGAAGUAGAA